Molecule: messenger RNA, 738 nt
Organism: Protopolystoma xenopodis
Lineage: Eukaryota; Metazoa; Platyhelminthes; Monogenea; Polystomatidea; Polystomatidae
Source: the annotation of a GenBank genome assembly
AUGGAGUUCCUUGGUCACAGCCCUACCGCAGUUUAUUUAGGAGCAGCAAGAAGGCAAAAUGAAACCUCAAAGCUGCCCAACAUAGCUUCUUUGCCCCCUGUCUCGAAUGAUCAGCAGAAGUAUGGCCAAUUCGACUACCCUUUCAGUAGGGCUCUUACGACAUUGGGUUAUACACCGGCCAAAUUUUAUACAAGUGCUAAAUUCGACCCAAAUAGUUCCCUUACCGGCUCUUCGCCGGCAAAUGUGGACACUUCUAAUCUUAGCACUCUUUCGGGAAUUAGAGUACCUCCCAUAUAUUCGGCUGCCAGAAAUGCUCUUUACACAAGAUAUACUCAAAAGAAUUGGUAUGAAAACUACCAACGUCUCCUUCAUGCCAACGACCGCGCACUCAAGGACUCUGAAAAUUUACUAUAUGAGUCUGGUCGAAGAAUUAACGAAGAGAUUGCACUCACUAAAGCUAAUCAAGACGAGGCAACACGAAAGCUUGGAGAUCGAAUAUGUGAUAUAAACUACUGGAUAAAUGAAUUGGAGGACGAAAUAGAUAAGAUGGUGAAGGAAAAUAAUGAUCUAAAUCGUACCAAAAGAAUAGCAGAAAAACUGCUUACUGAGACGGAAAAUCAGUUACACAUCGCUCAGGAAUGUCUGUACAACAGAGAAAAACGUCAAGGAAUUGAUUUGGUCCAUGAUAACGUAGAGAAAAAAAUGGUCCAAGUAAGUUUACAAAUGUAUUUACCAUGA